This is a messenger RNA of Iphiclides podalirius (scarce swallowtail), 468 nucleotides long. The record is from the annotation of a GenBank genome assembly. NCBI's taxonomy places the organism in Eukaryota, Metazoa, Arthropoda, Insecta, Lepidoptera, Papilionidae.
AUGAAAUUAACAUCGGACAAGGAAUACGUCGAGACUGGACUUUUAAUCCUUAUUGAAGAAAAAGAAGAAGAUUCUUUGUUCCCGCACACGUUAUCUACCGGGAUACCGAAACCAGCAGUCAGCAGCAUCGCAGUACGUAAUCUACGUGUUCAGCACCGCCUGUCUGCCUAUGAACAUCGGUCAUCCAAUCUACACAAUCAAGAUCUCCAGCGCACGACGCAGUCAGCAGCACAGCAGCACGUGAACGACGUGUUCAGCACCGCCUGUCUGCCUACUAAGCUGAGAUUAACUUCCACGCGAUCAAGAUCUACUGAGCCAGCGGCCAGCAGUCAGCAGCAUUGCAGCACAGAAACACCGUGCUCAGCACCGCCUGUCUGCCUAUCAAACUGUGAGUCCGUUCCUAUCUACUUCCUAGUACAACUCCUCUUUUAUUUUGAAGUCAAUGAAGUUAGUUCCUCGAUUUGUGCU